AUGUUCGGCUCCACCAACCCAUUCGGGCAGUCGUCCACCAGCCCAUUUGGCCAGACCUCAUUUGGAACUCCGCAGGGAUUCGGCCAGUCUUCCACUGCUGCCAACAAUCCCUUUGCCCCAAAACCGUUUGGCAGCCCAACGACAACUUUUGGGGCACAGACUGGAAGCUCGCUCUUUGCAACUACAUCCACUGGUGCCUUUGGCCAGCAUCAAUCCACUCCCGCAUUUGGCACAACAUCUACUGGUGCCUUUGGCCAGCAGCAAUCCACUCCCACAUUUGGCACCCCAUCCUCCUCUCCGUUUGGGAGCUCCACACCAGCCUUUGGUGCAUCCCCCACUCCUGCCUUUGGUGCCACAUCCUCUGGAUCUUUGUUCGGACAGAAGCCAAGUUUUGGGGGUUUUGGGUCAUCUCGUAGCCAGUCAAGUCCUUUUGGUAGCACGUUCCAGCAAACACAACCAACAUUUGGCAGCAGCACUUUUGGUUCAUCAACUACGCCUGCGUUUGGUACCACGACUACGCCUGCAUUUGGCACAACUACGCCAGCCUUUGGCACCACAACUACACCUGCCUUCAGUGCAUCGACUACCCCAGCAUUUGGUUCAACAUCAACAUCUUUAUUUGGUGCUUCUAGCACACCAGCAUUUGGUUCUACAGCCUUUGGUACAUCUUCUACUGGUUUUGGAACUUCAGGGACUACAGCAUUUGGUGUAAGUAGUACUACUCCAGGUUUUGGAUCUUCAAGCACACCUUCAUUUGGCACAUCAGCUAGCGCAUUCAGUUUUGGUUCUUCACCAUCUUUUGGACAAACAACAGUUUCCUCUGGUGGCACUCCCUUUGGAACAACUCCGUCACCUUUCGGUGCACCAGCUCCUGCAUUUGGCUCACAGACAGCAGCGCCAGCUUUUGGACAACCACAAUUUGCUAAUCAAGCUGGAGGAACCAGAAUAAAACCUUAUUCUCAAACACCAGAUGUUGACAGUGCUACUAGUGGUACUCAGCCUGCUGCAAAACUUGAUUCCAUAUCAGCAAUGCCUGAAUACAAAGACAAGAGUCAUGAAGAAUUGAGGUGGGAAGACUACCAGCGUGGAGACAAGGGUGGACCAAACACUUCUGGAACUCCAGCAGUGGCACCUAGCUUUCCAUCAUCAAUGCCACAGAAUGCUUUUGUUUCGACAAGCAAUCCCAAUCCAUUUAACCAGCCUGCCACAAACCCAUUUUCAACAAACAAUCUAUUUGCUCCUAAGCCUGCUUCAACUAUUACUUCACCAUUCAGCACCUCAUCAUUUAACAAUGUAUCAGUUGCAAGUUCGAGCCCAUUCACAUCAUCCAGUAGUACCACAAUGUUUGGGCAAACAGGUGUUUCUACAUUUCCAGCAAAUAAUUCGCCAUCAUUAUUUGGAAAUACCAAUCCUGCUCCUUCUACAUUGUCAUUAUUUGGCACAUCAAUGACGAAUAAUUCAAGUCCAUUCGGCACUGGCUCAUCGUUGGCUAACACUCGGUCAGCCCCACUAUUUUCAUCAGCAUUUGCUCAACAGACAUCAAGUACACCGGCUUUCUCCUCUGGGAACCUAUUUGGGUCAACUAAUCCUGGUGGUCUGUUUAGCAGUAGCGGUCCUUCACUUUUUCCAACAUCAACAUUUCAGCCAUCUCCCCCUGCUCAAACUUCUAACAUAUUCUCCUUCCAACCUGCAAUUCAACCAGCUUCUACAGGUGUAUUCCCUGGUUUUUCCAACACUACGAAUCAGGCCUUGAUGGGACAGCCAACUCCUAGCCAGUCCAGUAUGGUCAUGCAGCCUGCUCCUGUUUCAAAUCCAUUUGGGACGCUUCCAGCAAUGCCUCAGAUGUCCAUUGGGAAUGGUGGAUCUUCACCUUCAGUUCAAUAUGGAAUAUCAAGUUUGCCGGUUGCUGAGAAGCCUCUUCCAAGUAGAUCAUUGUCCAUGGCGGUUCCUAGGCAUUUGUCACAGAGAAGGAUAAAACUGCUCCCGAGAAAAUAUAAUCCAAUAUCUGAUAGCAAGGUUCCAUUCUUUGCUGAUGAUGAAGAAUCUCCAACAACACCGAAGGCGGAUGCUUUUUUCAUCCCUAGAGAGAACCCAAGGAAUCUGGUAAUUCGUCCAAUUGAGCAGUGGCCUUCGCGGAGAGAAACUGACCGGCAAUCGACUUUGAAGAAUGCCACUGAUUUGAACAAAUAUGAAGAUGUUUCCCCUGAAAGUGAGCGUGGUAAGUCUGCCAUGUCACCAAGCAUCAGGCCUCCUGCAGUGGAAAAUGACAAUCAGCAUGAGGCCAGGGCCAUGGUUCAGCAUGGGAAUGGAAAUGUUACUUCAGUCGAGAGGUUGUUGCCUAAGCUUCCACGUGCAGAUUACUUCACAGAGCCUAGUAUAGAGGAGAUUGCGGCCAAAGAACGUGCGGAGGCAGGCUACUGUGGCCGGGUGAGGGACUUUGUCGUGGGGCGACAUGGCUACGGUAGCAUCAAGUUUCUGGGGGAGACGGACGUGAGGUGCCUGGAUCUGGAGUCAAUCGUGGAGUUCAACAACCGGGAGGUGAUUGUGUACAAGGACGACAACAAGAAGCCCCCUGUGGGUGAGGGGCUGAAUAAGGCCGCGGAGGUGACUCUACUGAACAUCAAGUGCGUAAACAAGAAGACCGGGGAGCAGUACUACGAGGGGGCAAGGGUGGAGAGGUACAGGGAGAUGCUGGUGAAGAAGGUGGAGGAGCAGGGCGCAGAGUUUGUGUCCUUCGAUGCUGCCAAGGGAGAGUGGAAGUUCAGGGUGAAGCACUUCAGCGCCUAUGGGCUUUUGGUGAUAUCCUAA
Molecule: messenger RNA, 2808 nt
Organism: Miscanthus lutarioriparius
Lineage: Eukaryota; Viridiplantae; Streptophyta; Magnoliopsida; Poales; Poaceae
Source: the annotation of a GenBank genome assembly